This is a messenger RNA of Saccostrea cuccullata (small rock oyster), 1418 nucleotides long. RefSeq lists its product as uncharacterized. Gene Ontology annotation, molecular function: 3'-5' DNA helicase activity; four-way junction helicase activity. The record is from RefSeq and is a predicted model, not a curated record. Gene Ontology annotation, cellular component: cytoplasm; chromosome; nucleus. Gene Ontology annotation, biological process: double-strand break repair via homologous recombination. NCBI's taxonomy places the organism in Eukaryota, Metazoa, Mollusca, Bivalvia, Ostreida, Ostreidae. Bases 284 to 1249 code for a protein of 321 amino acids. The transcript is spliced from 5 exons.
UCAAAAUCAGACAGAAAAUGGUAAACAAUAACAUAUAUACAUAUAACAACUAUAUUCAUAAGCAACCCGCAAAAAUGAUUUAAAAAGUGAAUAAAAUACAUGCCUAAAAUGUAAAGAAAUCCAACUAUUUUAAAACAUAGCAAUAUUUUCUACCAAAAAAAUUGUUUCACAGAUUAAGGACAUGAAAUUUAAAAAUGAAAGACUUUUUAUUGGCAGAAUUUAAUUUACAUCUUUGAUAUCAAUCAAAACAGGGAUCAAGACUGGUGAUAACUCUAUAUUAUACAUGUCUCCAGAGACAUUGCUGAAAACAGAAUUAUGGGGAGACUUCAUACUGAGCUCUGAAGUGUAUAGAGAAAGGGUGUGCUUAAUUGCCAUUGAUGAAGCACAUGUAUUAGAAUCAUGGGGUGAUACAUUUAGACCUACGUUCGCACGACUCGGUGAGCUGCGCUCACACUUUCCAGACGUUCCAUACCUGCUAUUAACAGGAACAUGUACACCCCAGGUUUUACAGCAUAUGACGGCCAAGAUUCACCUUCCUCGGCUUAAAUUAUUUACUGCGUCUCCAGACAGGCCAGAAAUUUAUCUUGAAUAUAAGAGAUCUAAGGAUAUUUUUGGAGAGGUGGGUUGGCUUUUCAACGAAAUUAAAACUAAAGGCAUCAGGACAAGGAAGACGCUGAUAUAUGUCAGGAGCUUGAGUCGUGGAGGAAACCUUUACAGGGAUAUUCUAGGGUACCUUAGACAGCAUGCCUACUUGGAGGAACAAAGGGGUUUCCACAACAGCCAUAUUGCUCUAUACCAUGCAGGAAUGACAGACAAGGAUCUGGACUACAUACUCAAGGAGUUUACAAAACCCGAAAGUGUUAUUAGACUAGUCAUAUGCACCAUAGCUUUUGGUUUAGGGAUCAAUAUCCCAGACAUUGAAGUCGUCAUUCACUGGGGAGCCUGUGACUCAAUCAUGGACUAUUGGCAGGAGGUCGGAAGAGCGGGGCGUGAUGGAAGGAAAGCAAAGGCCCUCUAUUAUGUGACCCCCGGGUCACUGCUACAAGCAUCUGACAAUAUGAAGGAACUGUGUAAAAUGAUGGACAAGUCUCAAGUAAAAUGCUUCAGGGAAUCUGUCUUAAAACAUUUUAUAGGUCAUUCCUCUGCACCACUAGCUCCUGAAUGUCACUCGCAAUGUGCAGAGUGUGAGUGUCUAAGGUGUAGAUGCUGUAACCUCUGCUCUGCCACAUGUCCAUGCCACACCCAGUAAUGAUCCAGAUCUGCAGCUAUAAUCCACUGUAACAUUUUCCGGAGAGGUGCCAUCAGUUGCUGCAGCCUUUGGGAUGAAGUCCUUCACAACUUCUGAGUAGAAUAUCUCUUCUAUGGCUUUACCUACACUUCCAACAAUCUUGCUGCACCUGGAUACUUGAGCAUCUGUG